GAUUAGAAAUUAGCCUGGCAAGUUGCAACUUGUAACAAGAAAAGAGUCUCGCCGGCAAUAGCUGACUAAGUUCAAGACACAAAUCUGAUCUCAGAGUGGAUAGAAGUUACAAUAAUAAUGGAGAUAUCCUGCAGUAGUAGCACUGAUUGCUUUGAUUUCGCUCUAGAUUAUCUGGACUGGUUGAACAAGACCUUCAAAUAUGAGUUGCACUUUUAUAUCGAGGGUCUGGAGAUCGAGGUCAGCUUAUUACAAAGCUUUGAUCUGUAUCUGACAAAGUGUAAGAGGAAGAGGAGGAGGAACCAUGAAAUCUGUCUGGAACAAGAUGUGGAGGAGAAGGAUGUUACUUCUUUCAGAAUUCAAAGUCUGAUUAUCGCAGGAAUGCAAGACCUUGAUUUUGCUUGCUGGGAAUACUUGAUGCGUUCUCGUUUACCUGGUUUGACUCAGAUCAAAAGUGAGCUCACCAUAUUCCAGGAAGCAAUCGAGCUGUUUUUCGAGACAGAUAUCAAGGAAUCUAACAUCAACUUUCUGUUGGACCAUUACUGGCUGAGGGUUCCUGAUCUAGUUAUUGAUUUCAUUGAUUCGGUUUCAAAGAAUCUGUCAAAGCUUCGCAAAAGGGAAGUAUUCGAAACCCUUGGAGAGAAGCUAAUGUUCCUGAAAAGUUUCAUUCGAUUUGCCAUGCUUCACGGUGUCGAGGGUCAGCAAUUGAUGGAUCUCUUAAUUCACUCUGAAGUGGUGGCUAUCAAUGCACUCCGCCUGAUUUCUAUAUGGUGGUUUGACAGAGAAGGUGAAGUACGCAAUGAAACGGAACUUCAAAUUUCUCAACUAAUAGGUGAGAAGAUUAUUCCCACUGAUCCACGAGUUCGAGAAACUUAUACCCAUGUCUUGACUGCCUCAAAGUUGUCAAGAUCAUCAGACAUUUCAGCUCUGGAGAAGAAUAAGCAUAUAGUAGUUGACUUUGUGGAUUGUCUUGUUCACAAUAUUACAGAGCUACUAGAAUCUUGUACCAGUAUUCUGGUUCCAAUCAUAUUUCACAUGCAAAAACUCCUUGACGGGCUAAGGUUCCUGUCAACCCUUCUCAGGCAUCCGGAGAAGUUCAAAGAGCUACGCCUUGAAAUGAAGAGUCUUAUUGGAGUUGUGGUCUGUGAUGCAGCAAUAGUAAUUUUCUCCCUUUCUGUGAAUCAAUUGAUCAAAGAAGGCUUGGCCAAGGAAACUGAUUUUGCUCUUUUUCAUUUGCUCAAAUUGCUCAAGUUUGUUAGGGCAGAAGUUGCACAGGUUUAUCCAGUAACAUCAGUAUCGCCAUUUGGUUUUCCUAGAACCAAUGAGUUGGGCUCUAUGGAUUUUCUCCUUGAAAAUCUGAUUGAACUGGAAAGUUGUAAUGGGGCUGAUGAUUCAAUUGCAUUCCCAAAUGAUCAAAUCCACACAGUCCUAGAUCAUCUUGUAUUCUUAAGAUCUUUUCUUGGCAAGAUGGUAGACCAGCGCAACCGGAAUGGAAAACUCCAAGCUCUUUGGAGUCGUGUUAUAGAGGUUGCUUACAGGACAGAGUUUGUCAUUGACUCUAUUGUGAUUGGUGAUAAACACGAAUAUUUGGAAAGUGUUGUCAGAGAUAUCCAGCUUUUGAGGACUGAGAUUGAAACAUAUGAGUGCACGAGGCAUGACACUGGAGCUCAGAGAACUAACCGGAAAUCUUUCCACGUUGAGUCAAAACGUAGCACCCCAGUGUUGAAUGACAUUGUGGUGGGUCUCGAUGAUGAGGUAAAGACAAUUAUUGAUAGGCUUACCAGGGGUUCAAAGCUGUUGGAUUUUGUUUCAAUUGUGGGUAUGGGUGGACUUGGUAAGACAACAUUGGCCAAUAGAAUUUACAAUGAUCCAUUAAUUUUGAGGCACUUUCAUAUCAUUGCUUGGUGUGCUGUUUCUCAAGCAUAUAGUAUACGGAGUUUGUUAGUUCAGCUUUUGUGUAGUAUUUGUUCUGAGAGUCCUGAUCGAUAUCUUGAGAUGGAUAAAGCUGAUUUGGCUCACAUGCUGUACAAGCGUUUGAAGAGAAAUAGGUAUCUUAUCAUUUUGGAUGAUGUGUGGGAGAUUGAGGCAUGGAAUUUGGUGAAAACUUCACUGCCUGAUGAUGCUAAUGGAAGCAGGAUUCUCUUUACCAGCAGAGUUGAAUUGCAAUUCAGUCCUGAUUGCAAUGCUCACCAUCUUCGGCAGCUUACUGAUGAAGAGAGUUGGAAAUUGUUGCAGAAAAAGCUAUUUGGUAAAGAAGGAUGCCCUCCGAGACUAAUUGAAGUUGGAUCUCAAAUAGCAAAUUUUUGUAGGGGUUUACCACUCACAGUUGUCAUUGUUGCUGGAAUUCUUACUAAUAUUGCAGAAGAUUACUGGGAAGAAGUUGCAAAGAGUCUAACUUCCAGUAUUGUCCUUGACGAUGAAUACUGUAGAAAGACACUUGAACUGAGUUAUAGUCAUUUACCAGAUGAGUUGAAGUCAUGCCUUCUUUACUUUUGUGCAUUUUCAGAAGGCAAAAUGUCUAAUAUCCGCAGUAUUUCAUGGUUUUGGAUCUCUGAAGGAUUUGUACGAAAGACUAAAGGAAAGAGCUUAGAGAAUGUGGCCAACGACUACUUGAAGGCUCUGGUUGAUAGAAGUUUAGUUAUGGUUACCGAACGAGGAAGUACAGGCGGUGCCAAAGCCUGCAGACUUCACGAUUUGGUGCAUGGGUUUUGUGUACAAAAAAUCAAAGAAGAAAACUUUAUACACAACCUUCGUCAUGGGAAAGAUCCUUGUCGUCUUACCUGCCUAAGCAACCCCUACCGUGGAUUUUAUGACAUAAAUUCCAAGAAAUUAAAGACUCCGGAGGCAAUGCUAUCUUUUCCUAAUUUACGCACCAUGAUCUUGAUUCAAAGUUUUGAUCUUACUGUGUUGGAUUUGGAGUCUUCGUUACCUAAACUUCUCAGAGUGUUGAUUUUGGGGGGCUUCGAUUCUGUUGCAAAUUUUCCUAUGGAAGUAGUAUUGCUUGUUCAUUUGCGAUUCUUGGGGCUUGAGAUUGCAGGAAUGAAAUUCAUCCCAUCUGCAAUAGACAACCUCUCAAGGUUACAAACUUUAGUGGCUCGGGGAUUGGAUGCGGAUUGUUGGUUACCAAAGACUAUCUGGAACAUUAAGACAUUGAGGCAUCUAUAUACAGGUGACGAUUCUGGUUUUAUUUUUCCCGUUGAAAAUCUUGAAGUAUCACCAUGUUUAGAUCAUUUAGACACUUUAAACAUUGCCAUUGAUCCCUCCUCUCAAAGCUUGCAAAAGAUACUGACAAAGUUUCCAAGCAUCCGCAAGCUAAAAUGCACGAGAUCCUGCGAAUCAAGAGAAGAUCCUACAAGAACUGGCGACCGGAUUCUCGUGUUUGAGUCUUUGAGUCAACUAGAAUCACUCAAUCUGUCAUUUUUUGUUGGAUAUGGAUUUAAAUUCCCAUUGAAUUUGAAGAAGUUGACUCUCUCGCGUAAUCAUCAGCCAUGGAGUGAAAUUUCAACAAUUGGAAAAUUGCCCAAUCUUGAAGUGCUUAAAUUACUCCAUCGCUCCUUUGAUGGGGAAGAAUGGGAAAUGAAAGAUGGGGAGUUCCCUAACCUCCGAGUCUUGAAAUUGUCUGGCUUGCAAUUUUGCAGCUGGAUUGCAUCUUCUGCUAUUUUUCCUCGUCUUGAGAAAUUGGUUGUGCAUGAUUGUACGAAGUUGGAUGAGGUGCCCUCUUGUCUAGGGGAAUGUCCGACUCUCGAAAUGAUCAAUGUGAGACGGUGUAGUGAGUCUGUUGAAAGUUCAGUGGAGCAAAUUCAACAAGAACAAAUGGAUAUGGGAAACGAAGUUCUAAGGAUCGUAAUUGAAUAUAUUGGCUAUACAUCAAGUGACUCAGAAGAAGAAGAAGAAGAAGAAGAAUCAAGUUCCUCAGAAACAGAAUUAUCAAGUGAGCCAAGUCCCUCAGAAACAGAGGAAGAAUCAAGUGGCUCAGAAACAGACUCAAUUGAGCCAAGUCCCUCAGAAACAGAGCCACUUCUCUUAAGUUUUUGGUAUGACAUGAUGCAGCUUGCUGCAACUUCGUGACUGCAGUGGCAAGCAUAAUCACGCAUCAAUCAGUCCAACACUAUCUAUCACACACUGUUUGUAAUCUCAAUUCCCGAAAUCUUCUUCAAUGCUGCUACAGAUUGAUUUGAUUUGAUGCUUAUAACUAGCUGAGCACAAGCUUAUAUGCAAGACACACUUUUCUCUUCCUUCUUUGUGCUGGAAUCAGAGUAGUACAGAUUAGCCAAGGUACUUUUGGCUGUCUAAAGAAAAUAAAUAUU
Molecule: messenger RNA, 4304 nt
Organism: Coffea arabica (coffee)
Lineage: Eukaryota; Viridiplantae; Streptophyta; Magnoliopsida; Gentianales; Rubiaceae
Source: RefSeq, a predicted model, not a curated record